Messenger RNA from Macrosteles quadrilineatus (aster leafhopper), 3489 nucleotides. Its product is annotated as ABC transporter G family member 20-like. Lineage: Eukaryota; Metazoa; Arthropoda; Insecta; Hemiptera; Cicadellidae. Gene Ontology annotation, cellular component: membrane. Bases 155 to 2272 code for a protein of 705 amino acids. The record is from RefSeq and is a predicted model, not a curated record. The transcript has 16 exons. Gene Ontology annotation, molecular function: ATP hydrolysis activity; ABC-type transporter activity; ATP binding.
UCGUUGUCUCUACUCAGUCUCUAGUCUCUAACUGUCCUCGGCUCUGUAUUUGACAGCGCGAGUGAUUAACAAUCUAUAGUUCUUCAAAAAUUGCUGUUACGUUUAGAAAUAUUUCAGGAUUUAUCUUUGUAAAUGAUGAGACUCAGCUGGUAAUAUGAUGCUGGGUCGUGGAGCAGGAGGGGAGGGGGUGGCGGCCAUCGAGGUCCGAGGGGCGUUCAAGCGCUACACACCCACCGCUGUCAUCCUUAGAGGACUGAACCUGACUGUACCAGAGGCAACAAUCUAUGGCUUGCUGGGCCCUAGCGGAUGUGGCAAGACGACGUUGCUGCGAUGUAUCGUAGGGAUGACCCGUUUGGACGCAGGUCACAUAUUUGUCAAAGCUGCAAGAAAAAACAAUGUUGGAUACAUGCCACAGGAGUUGGGGCUGUAUGAUUAUAUGACCAUCAUGGAGGUGUUCCAGUUUUAUGGGAAACUAUAUGGUCUGGAAAAAUCUCACGUAAAAUCUAGAGGAAAAGAACUUUUGGAAUUUUUAGAACUUCCAGAAUCAAACAGACUAAUUGGAUCUCUCAGUGGAGGUCAGCAGAGGAGGUUGUCCUUUGCUGUGACGCUGAUCCACGACCCUCAGCUGCUGAUUCUGGAUGAACCAACCGUCGGCAUCGAUCCUGUCCUCAGUGCAGCAAUCUGGGAGCGGCUUUUGGAGAUGACAGCCUGUCAAAGAAAGACCAUCAUCAUCACAACUCACUACAUAGAGGAGGCCCGCCAAGCCAACACAAUAGGGUUAAUGCGGGACGGAGUUCUGCUGUCGGAACAGUCACCUCAGCUACUCAUGUCCUCCCAAGGCUGUGACACACUAGAAGGGGCGUUCCUCAAACUCAGCAGACGACAGGAGUCGGUCAAGUUACCGGAGUUGGCGUAUCCAGAAACUGAAAAGAAAAUCAAACCAGCUUUGGUCGACUCUUGUCCUUACUGGAAAACUAACCGUUUUGUGGCUCAACUAAACAAAAAUUUCCGUUGGAUGACAAAUCAAUUUAGUGGUACUCUGUUGUUCCUGGUGCUUCCGGGAAUAAUUGCGCUAAUGUGCCACAUGAUCCUGAGUCACAAUCCCGGAAGAUACCGGACUCUGGGCAUUGUGUCCCAAGAGUUACCGGAUGGUAUGGACACGUGUAGUAAUCUCACAUACACUGGAUGCGACAGCUACGAUCGACCGUUCACUUGUCUCUUCCUCGACUACUUACACAACGCAACUUUACACACUAUAUUGUACCCCGACUUCGACACAGCGAAGGCUGCUGCUUUGAAGAAUGAAAACUGGGGAGUUUUGUCGUUCAGCCGCAACUACACCUCAUCUUCUCUGCAGCGGAUGAGGACAGACUUGUUCAGCACUCCAAAUGACAUUGUGGAGUCUAGCUUUAUCACUGCUCACAUGGACAUUGAGCAGUGCACAUGGACAUUAGUGAAUCAAAUUCUCUACCUCAGGGAGCAGUUCUACAGUGUUUGUGUGUUUGAUCCUACAGAUAUGUGGGUGAGUAGUUUCCUUAGAAAGGAGGUCCUGGAAGAUGUGAGUCGCAUGAUCAAGGGACUGCUACAAGACUGUGAUAUCGACCCUAAGGUGAUGGACAUUCCAGUACAGUUCAAGACACCAAUAUAUGGCACACCAAAUCCUACAUUUAUUGAGUUCUUCAUUCCCGGUGUAGUAUGCACAUUUGCUUUCUACCUCUCCAUCAUGUAUACCACUGGAGCCAUCAUGUUUGAGAAGACUGUUGGCCUUGAAAGAAGUAUGGUAGCAGGUAUGACCAAGAUAGAGGUAGUAGCUGCUCACUCAAUCGUACAACUUCUGAUCGCUGCUUGUCAACAGACGUUAGUGCUGGGAGUGUUUUACUAUGUUUACGAGUAUGAAUGCCGAAGUGGAGUAUGGAUUAUUUUCUUCCUCGUUAUGAUGCUACAAGUCAUGGGGCUCUUCUUUGGUUUGUUUUUAGGCCUGGGAUUUACAAGUGAACGAGAUGCCACAAAUGCAGGAGUAGGGGCAGUCAAUUUCCUCUUCAUGGUGGCAGGGAUGACAUGGCCAGUAGAAGGAAUGCACGCAGCACUACGCAGCGUCAUCUGGAUGUUUCCUGUGCAGCCCGCAGUAGAAGCAUAUCGUGGUCUAGUCAUGCGAGGCUGGCCUGUCACACACCCUGUCAUAUACAAAGGCUUCCUCUCUACGUCAGUGUGGACAGCCAUCUUCAUCAUCGCUACCAUCGCUGUCACCCGUCGCAACAAAACUAGUCUCUAACAGUUGACAAGCAAACACUCAUUUAGCUUUGGAACAUUGUGUGUGCCCUUGAAAUGCUAUGGUUGAAUCUUUUGUGAUUACAUGGCUGUCUUAUUUAUCUAGAUCGCGGUAAAAAUGAUAGAAAUUGUUUAAAAAAAAAUACUUUACUCGUUACUCAACCUCGUAAUCCUGUGCAACCGGUUAUAGAUAACUGCAUGAUCACAAGGCGAAGUAAGGUAUUGUAACCGUUUAUCAGGUUAAAUUCCUGUUCUGAUUAAAUUUGAAUUAUAAGCAAUGAUGCCUCAAUUUGUCUUUUACUCUAAAUGUAAGAAAUAACUUGGUUGUUGAGAGAUAACUUAAACAACAAUCACUUUAGAAAUCUCUAUUUCCAUGCCAUAUAGAAAUAGAACCCAUUGGAACAACAUUUUCAACUUGUUUGCUGUUCUAAAAUGCACAAUACUACAGUUGGUCAUAGCUCUUUAACUUGUUAACUGAGAACUACUGACCAUUUUUUUGAUAAUGUGACUCAAGUGCUAAAUGAUUUAUAUUUAUCAGGGAUGCUUUGUAUUUUUUUAUGUAUUGUGAACAAAACAUGUUAUUUUUCACUAGUUGUCAUUUUGCUCAAAUUUAUAUUAGUAGGUACAGUAAAAAGAUUAUUUGCUCUUAAUUAUUUAUUAGAAAUAGAAAUAGUAGAGUCUUUAAGACAUAUACAAGCAUUUUAUCAAAGACUAGUUUCCCUAGUAUGGGAUUUUAUGCUUCAUUUCCCUGUGUACAGUUUAUUUUAUUUAUCUCAUGCAGUAUCAUUCACUCAUUCAGUUUAAAAGCUGCCACUCAUUUCAUCAAUGUUGUUAUUGUUAUGAUGGAACGGAACUUUUGUCUAUAAACAAACUUUAAGCUUUAUUCCUUAGUAAUUGUUUCAAUUUGUUUAUGUAAAAUAUAGAUAGAGCUAUUACAUUAUAUACAAGAUCAAAAAUAUAUUUUAAUUUGAUAAGCAAAACUAAAACUAGUGAUUGUAUUUUUAUCAAGUAUUUAUAAAAGAAAAAUAUAACAGAAACAAUAUAAUACUUGUGUAUAAUUACUCGUGAAACUAUUUGAGCAACAAAUUUGUCAUAAUUCCAUGCUGUUGUGACCAAAUAUGUUAUAUUUUCCCAUUAAUAUUAAUAUUGUUAAUAGUAGUGGUGAUCCAAUAUUGUGAUAGUACUGUAAAAUAUCUAAAUAAACUUAUUUUUAAAAACUAA